Cornus florida is the source of this 1566-nucleotide messenger RNA. RefSeq names its product ethylene-responsive transcription factor RAP2-12. The record is from RefSeq and is a predicted model, not a curated record. Gene Ontology annotation, biological process: ethylene-activated signaling pathway; regulation of DNA-templated transcription. NCBI's taxonomy places the organism in Eukaryota, Viridiplantae, Streptophyta, Magnoliopsida, Cornales, Cornaceae. The transcript has 3 exons. The coding region runs from base 148 to 1293 and encodes 381 amino acids. Gene Ontology annotation, molecular function: DNA-binding transcription factor activity; DNA binding.
UAUAAACCCUAAACUUUCUGUUCCUUCUCUUCCAAACAUUUUCUGAAAAAAACUCCCAAGAAAUAUAUUUCUCGAUUUUCCUUCUCUCCAAACGGUCCUGCUUUUCUUAAAUAUUCCAACAUUUUCUAGGAAAAAUAAAAAAGAAGGAUGUGUGGCGGUGCCAUCAUCUCCGGCUUCAUUCCGGCGAACAAAUCCCGCCGGUUGAUCGCCGAUUACCUCUGGCAGUCCGAUUUCAAGAAGAACCCUAGCAAUUACUACUCCAAGCCCCUGAGAUCUGACAUCGUUAACCUCGACGAUGACUUCGAGGCCGAUUUUCAGCAUUUCAAGGAGUGCUCCGAUGAUGAGGACGAGGACGUCAAGCCCUAUGCUUUCUCUGCUUCAAAGUCUGCCCUUUCUCAUGGAUCUAAAUCUACAAAAUCUGUGGAAUCUAAUGGGGAAGCCGAAAAAUCUUCUAAGAGAAAGAGGAAGAAUCAAUAUAGAGGGAUCCGACAGCGCCCGUGGGGUAAAUGGGCUGCGGAGAUCCGUGACCCGACGAAGGGAGUGAGGGUUUGGCUUGGAACUUUUAACACUGCAGAAGAAGCUGCUAGAGCUUAUGAUGCUGAGGCACGGAGGAUUCGUGGCAAGAAAGCAAAGGUGAAUUUCCCUGAUGAAGCUCCACCAAGUGCCCCAAAGCGGACCAUCAAGGCAAAAACUCAGAAAACGAUUCCCAAGGAAAGCCUGCAAUCUGAUCAACUCACUCUGAACCUGAACUUCAAUUUCACAAACAACACAGAUUACUAUGAUACCUUGGGUUCAGUGGAAGUGAAACCGCCAACUAAGCAGUAUGGAUUUGCUGAUACCUACACUGGUGCUGGCGAGGUUGGACUCGAUUCAUUUGGUCCAUCAGAUGGGUCCACCCUUUAUUUUAGUUCCGAUCAAGGAAGUAACUCUUUUGGUUGUUCUGACUUUGGGUGGGGAGAACAUAAUGCAAAGACACCUGAAAUAUCAUCUGUUCUGUCAGCGACUGUAGAAGUUGAUGAAGCUCAAUUUAUGGAAGAUGGUAACCCUACGAAAAAACUGAAGUCUGAUGCAGGGAACGUGGCACCUGUUGAAGAAAAUGCUGUGAAGAAUUUGUCUGAAGAGCUUUCUGCUUUCGAAUCCCAGAUGAAUUUCUUUCAGAUUCCAUAUCUUGAGGGAAAGUGGGAUGGCUCGGUGGAUACAUUCCUCAGUGGUGAUGCGACUCAGGAUGGUGUGAACCCUAUGGAUCUGUGGACAUUUGAAGACCUUCCUUCUAUGUCAGGAGGAGUUUACUGAGCAACAUCUGCCCCUUAUGCUGGUUUUCUGUAAAUAAGUCUACAUGUGUCUGUUGUUCGUGGAGAUGGGAGGACAAACAGUAAAACCAUGCCUAGGCCUUGGAUGGGACGUUUUUUAUAUGCUGUUGGUAUUUUGGAGGGAGAGUACAUAGGUAAUUAGGUUUACUUUGUAUGAGACCUUGAAUUUAGGUUUUUGAACAUGAAAUCUGUAUGGAUGAUAAUGACAUGUGAUGAAACUAUUUGGUAUUACUGACUAUCGCUCCUUGUUUGUUUC